Molecule: messenger RNA, 1768 nt
Organism: Monopterus albus (swamp eel)
Lineage: Eukaryota; Metazoa; Chordata; Actinopteri; Synbranchiformes; Synbranchidae
Gene: ogfod1
Product: 2-oxoglutarate and iron-dependent oxygenase domain containing 1
Exons: 13
Coding region: 173-1753 (526 amino acids)
Biological process (GO): regulation of translational termination; peptidyl-proline hydroxylation
Cellular component (GO): cytoplasm
Molecular function (GO): L-ascorbic acid binding; iron ion binding; peptidyl-proline dioxygenase activity
Source: RefSeq, a predicted model, not a curated record
UUUUCCGAGAAGGUGCUGAGUGCCUGACAGUCUGUACUCAGGACACAGUCUCCCUUUCAUGACGCCAUUUACCCGCGACGCUCAGGCCAUUCCACACCUUACAUUUUACUAAUGUGUAAACUCUCUCCAUAAACUGCAUGUGAACCUUGUUUAAGUCCAGAUAGUUUCUACAAUGGCCUCUAAACGACCGCAGGACGACAGAAGCACAACAGAGAAGAAGAAAAAGAAGAAGAAUUGUGACGAAACAGCGAAACUUUGUUCUUGUAUAGAAGACGAGCAGGUGACGAGAGCAGUGAAGGAGGCAUGGAGCCGGAGGACUCACUACAGCCAGGGGGAUCUGGAGUUGGACUGCCACCCUUUCCCUCACUGCAUUAUUAAAAACUUCCUCAGCAGCGAGACCUUUGUAGAAAACCUGCAGAGAGAAUUGCUUCAGCUCAAUUUCCAUGAGAAGUCAAAUGAUCUCUACAAAUUUAAGCAGUCAGAUGACUUGAGGAAGAGAACUGAGCCACAUGUCGCUGGACUGAGGGCAGCACUGUUUGGGCGUUUCCGCUCCUGGCUUGGGGAAGUGUUGGGGGUUGAACUGGAGCCCACUGUAGAUAUUUCUUGUGCCAGAUAUGAAUACACAGAUGUUCUUUUGUGUCACGAUGAUGAGCUGGAGGGGAGGCGUGUUGCGUUCAUUAUCUAUCUUGUGCCCCCAUGGCAGAGCAGCGAAGGGGGAACCCUCGAUCUGUACACAACAGAUGAUCAUUUCCAGCCACAGAGUAUAGUGAAGUCACUUGUACCCUCUUGGAACACACUCGUCCUCUUCGAAGUUUCUCCAAUUUCCUUUCACCAAGUGUCAGAGGUUUUGUCACAGGAUAAGUGUCGUCUGUCUCUGAGUGGCUGGUUUCAUGGACCAUCUCUGGAGCGCCCUCCUCGCCAGGUCGAGCCCCUUGUCCCGAGGAGUCCACACUUACCAAGAGAUGAGACACUGCUGCUGGAGUGGGUCAAUCCAGUGUACCUGGACAUCUCCUAUCAGGAGCAGAUUCAGGAGGAGUUUGAGGACAGCUCUGAAAUUCAGCUCAAAGAUUUUCUUAAGGAGGAAAAGUUCAGGGAGGUUAAUGAAGCAUUUGCUGAGGUCCAGUGGUUGAGCAGAGGUCCACCCAAUAAGAGAUGCUAUGAAGUGGCUUCUCUGGACACCCUGCCUGAGUGUGUGAGUGCAUGUUGGGAGCUGCUUUGCUCAGAGGCUUUCUUCCUGCUUCUCUCCAACUUCACUGGCCUGCGACUGCACUACCUGUGUCCUGCUGAUGAUGACGAGGAGAAUAAAGAUGAAGAGAAAGAGGAGAACAACAAGCCAGAGGAUGUACAGGAUGGGGAAGCCACUGCGUCUUCAACUGAAUCACCAUCAGCAAAUGCAAAUACAAGCAGAGAGACAGCGCUGAGCACACCUGUAUGUUGUGGUGAACUGCGUCGAUGGUCUCAUGGCAGCUACACCCUACUGCAUGAUGCAGAGGCUGCACAGGCAGAGCACGCUCUGGACCUCGUGUUGCCUUUUGGCUGUGCUGACUGGCAGUCAGAGUUUGGAGGCUUCACGUGUUAUGUUGCUAAUGAGGAGGAUGAGGAGCUUCUCACAGUGUAUCCAGAGGAAAACUCCCUCGCCCUUGUCUACAGAGACAAAGAAACCCUCAAAUUUGUCAAACAUGUCAACCACAAAAGCGCCUCUGACUCUGCCUGCAGAGCAUUUUAUGACUUUUCUUUUGUGUACUAUGAAUAAAAAUGCAUAUAUUUA